Thecamonas trahens ATCC 50062 is the source of this 1367-nucleotide messenger RNA. RefSeq lists its product as uncharacterized. The transcript has a single exon. The record is from RefSeq and is a predicted model, not a curated record. NCBI's taxonomy places the organism in Eukaryota, Apusomonadida, Apusomonadidae. The coding region runs from base 178 to 954 and encodes 258 amino acids.
CAGAGAUGGGCAAGAAGACAGGGACAGGCAAGAAGACCAAGAGGAAGACAAGUGGGAGUACGACUACUACAGCCGCAAGUACUUCUUCUACUUCUUCUCCAGACUCGAACGUGACCGUCGUCCUCCUCGCUGCCCUCCUGCUCGCCCUCGCCGCCGUCGCCUACGUGGUCACCACCGAUGACGGCACUGGCGUCCUGCCGUCUUGCUGGCUCGGCAACGCUGGCUGAUGACACUCGUGAUGGGAACCAUGGUGGAAAUGGGGUUGGGCACGAGGUUGGCAUGGUCAACUUCGAUGAUUUGGAUGAGGCUGAGCUGGGCGGCAGUGAGCCCAAGCUCUCGGCCAAGGAGGAGAUGGAUCCGGUCAAGUCGCUACCGUACAAGGUCAACGACGCGCUGAAGCAGGUCGAGGCGCUGCAGAAGGGCUUUGCCGGCUUGAGCAACACGUAUCAGCAGAGAAGACUGAUGGAGAAGGGCUCGCUGCCGCUCAUGCCGCUCCCGGCCGGCAUGCUCGAGAUCAGAGACAAUCUGAGGAUCGUGGUCGAGCUUGUGGUGGGUCAAGUCAGCCGGUACAUCGGCCACAAGCUGCCUGGCUACUCGGCGUUUCAGGACAAGAACUUUGUGGCCAAGCUGGAGAUGCUCAAGCAGAGCAUGGCCCACCUCGACCGCAGCCUCUACCGGGUCGUCGCCGCCAUGGCCAGCGACGCCGACAUAUACGUCGGCGCAAACGCAGAGGCCUGCGGCCAUGCAGACUUUGCCAAUGUUCUUGUCGGUGAGGACUACGACAUCAAAGUCCGCAAGGAGCACGACGACGUCGACGCCCUCGUCGCCAUUGCCAUCGACAAGGUCGAACGCGGCCAGGCCUGCCGCGGCAUCGUCUCAAAGCAGAAGCCUGCCGCCGCGGCCGACAUUCCCGCCGUCUCGCGCCUGGGCCGGCGCCGUGUCGCUGGCCAGUAGCAGCCGCCUCAUUCCAGUCCGGCAUAGAGCGAGCCCAUUCCAGAAGGCCCAGCGCCAGUCGUCUGUCGGCGCCCUCGCGCCCCGCGUCCCCGUCCUCGCGCCCCGCGUCCGCGCCCUCGCGCCCUGUGUCCGCGCCCCCCCGAUCUAUAGCUGGUCGACAUGCCGCGGACCACUGCUGCCGCCGCCGCCAGCGCCCCGCCCCCACCACCCGCUCCGCCGCCGGCACCUGCCCGGCCAUGGUCGAUGAACGCGUCGAGAAGCUCCAGCUCAACGCCUGCGACCUUGGAGCAGAGAUGCAGAGUGAACUUGCCGGCGACGUGCGCGCCCAUCACCCGCGGCACAACCACGUACGAGCCUGCAGCUAGCAUCACCGUCGUCGCAACCGUCCUGGCGUUGGUAAACGUAGUUGCAAC